AUGGGCGUCAUGAGCGUAACCUCCGAGACCAUCUUUAACUACCCACCUAAGAUCAUAUACGACUUCGUCUCCAACCCCUCAAACUGGGGUCGAACAUACGGCGGCAGCGCGGGCUUGCCCGAAGGGCAGAAGUUGACCCUCCCCCUCAAAGUCGGCGACGUCUGGACCGAAGAAGUCGCUUUGCCAAACAAUACCUACCACCCCAAAUGGACGUUGGAAAUCGCCGACCGCGGUCGCAAAUUCGCCUUCCGCCAGGUUAAUAACAUCGCAGCCGGAGUUGAUGGAAGUGGCGGUGUGAAGGGCUAUUGUUGGAUCACGUAUACGUUCACGGAAGCUGGGUGUGGGUUGACGUUGUUCACGCGUAAUUUGACGUGUGAGCUUGAGAAGGGGGUGGAUGUACCGGAGGACCUUUGGGUGGCGAUGAGUAGGCCGAGUGGGAUUGAUGGGUAUCAUGAUAAGAUUAAGGGGUUGCUUGAUGAGGAGAUGGGUGGACAUAAGAUUUUGUAG
Molecule: messenger RNA, 507 nt
Organism: Alternaria hordeiaustralica
Lineage: Eukaryota; Fungi; Ascomycota; Dothideomycetes; Pleosporales; Pleosporaceae
Exons: 1
Coding region: 1-507 (168 amino acids)
Source: RefSeq, a predicted model, not a curated record